AUGGAACACAAGAGCAAGCUAAUGGCAACUGCAAGUAGGCCAGGUCAAGCACGAAUGCAUGCUAAGAGUAGAAGGGUAGACAUAUUUAGUCAUCUUCCUGACGAAGUUGCCCUUCGCAUUCUUUGCCGCCUUUCUAUAAAAGACCUCACUCAUUUCGGCUGUGUGUCGAAAAGAUGUAGACAACUCUACCUGUUGUCUCCAGUAUUGCAUUUUGAUGAAUUUCCCAAGGCAAAUACAUUGACGUGUGGUAAAAGGCUGAAAUUGUUGAACUGUUUGGAUAGGUAUUUGGUUCACCGUGGGGAUAAUAAGAUAAUGAAGUUUAGUGUUUGUUGGGCUCGCCAUCGAUUACCUGCUGAUGAGGCUACGCAAUGCUUCUGUGAUGAGUAUUAUAGAAUCAUGACAUGGAUCCACAAUGCAGUAAGGUGUAAAGUGCAAGUUCUUGAUCUUGAGAUCUCUAUGUUUGAGGACAUGGCAUUUCCAUCUUGUGUCUUUCCUUGUGAAUCUUUGGUGCAUCUAUCGUUGGACAUGAAGUGUAGGAUUGAAGUGCCCUCCACUUUUUUCUCUAAUCUCCAGUACUUGGACUUGAGCAAGGUUAAUAUAGUAGAUGAGGGGUUCUUCAAAUGGAUCUCGUGUUCUUGCAAAGUCAUUAAGGAGUUAAACCUUCACCAAGUUUAUGGGCCAAAAAAUGUCACCAUCGAAAGCUGGUCUUUGGAAUCAUUUUCUCUUGAGUGUCACAAGCUGAUUGACAUCUGCCACCUCAACAUCUCCGGUGAGAAACUUGAAGAAAUAUUCAUAGACUGGAAAUUUGCUACCCCUAAUGGUAAAUCAUUAAGUAUUUUUGCCCCAAAUCUCGAAAAGUUUUAUUGGUUCGGGAAUUUUGUGCGCAACCCAAGUCUGGGAAACCCUGGAUGUUUAAAAGAAGUGGGGAUUUUUCUGGAUCCUGAAGCAGAUGACUAUAAGUAUGUAUUUGAUGAUGUUUACACUUCAUCCGAGGUUAACUUUCUUAAUCUAAAUGAAGAGACCAUUAAGGCUCUGUUUAGGGAUGGAUCCAUGCCAGCUCCAUUUGAAAAUAUUCGCCAUUUGCGUGUUCAUAUUAGGAGCUUUAUUAAUGACCUAGUACCAGCAAUGGUCUUUCUUUUUUCUGGACUGCAUAACUUGUAUACCUUAUACAUAAAGUCUAGCCCGCCUUUAGUCGAGCCCGAAUCUAAUAAUGCAUCUGGGUUUGUUAUGGGACACUGGAGCAUGCAAAACCUUGCUUUUAUUAAACAGCUGAAGGAGGUUACGAUAGAGCUUUCGCAUGGAUCUAAUGGAGUUGAGUUUGCAAUGUAUAUGCUUGCGCAUGCUCAGAAUUUGGAGAAGAUGGUCAUAAUUCAUUUGCCGAAGCAAUAUGUUAGGAGGAAGAUAAAGAAAAGCAAGAAUAUUUCUAAGGCAAAAAUUGUUUUCAAGGAAAGAAAUAGAGAUCUGGUUUGA
Messenger RNA from Prunus avium (sweet cherry), 1470 nucleotides. RefSeq names its product F-box/LRR-repeat protein At3g58900-like. The record is from RefSeq and is a predicted model, not a curated record. Gene Ontology annotation, molecular function: protein binding. Lineage: Eukaryota; Viridiplantae; Streptophyta; Magnoliopsida; Rosales; Rosaceae.